GGAAGGGACAUUUUUAUUUUAGCAAAGUGCGGAUUUUGCAUUCAAGAGCCUAUUUUGAUGCACGUUUAAGGAGAAAACUAGAUCACAGAGUUGUUAAGAUUGAACCUCAGAUAAACCCUUCCGGCUCCCAAUUUAAAGCUCAGCCUUGCUUCUCGUUCUCAAUCCGACCCGCUCUCGGAUCGGAAACCGGGAAUCCAAUGGGAGAAGGAGAGCAGCAGGAGGCUAUGGAAGUAGCUACAGAGACCACACAAUCGAUUGAACAAGACUACUCGUGGCCUUUAAUUAGGUUCGAUUUGCCUCCACGGAGAAUCCACCAUUUCUACAAGCAGUUCAGGACUAGUUCAAACGCUAACAAUUUCCUCAAAGGCGUUAAAUGGUCUCCAGAUGGGUCGUGUUUUUUAACGAGCACGGAGGACAAUACGCUGCGUCUAUUCUCAUUACCAGAUGAUGGAAGCGGUAGUGAUUCUAAUGCAUGUUCUAUAAAUGUCGAUGAAGAUUCCUAUGAUGCCAGCCUUGUUGUGAAUGAAGGGGAGUCCGUUUAUGACUUCUGUUGGUACCCAUAUAUGACUGCUUCAGAACCUGUUAGUUGUGUAUUCGCUAGUACUACUCGUGACCAUCCAAUUCAUCUUUGGGAUGCUAGUUCUGGCCUGCUGCGUUGCACAUACCGUGCUUAUGAUGCUGUGGAUGAAAUUACGGCUGCCUUUUCAAUUGCAUUUAAUCCUGCUGGGACCAAGAUUUUUGCUGGAUACAACAAAUCAGUAAGAGUAUUUGAUAUUCAUCGGCCUGGCAGAGAUUUUGAGCAAUACUCGACCCUCCAAGGAAAUAAAGAGGGGCAAACAGGUAUAAUAUCUGCCAUUGCUGUUUCUCCAACUCGUAGUGGAAUGCUAGCUACUGGUUCUUAUAGCCAGACUGCAGCAAUCUUUAGGGAGGAUAACAUGGAACUCUUAUAUGUUUUACAUGGUCAAGAAGGUGGGAUUACACAUGUCCAAUUCUCAAAAGAUGGAAACUAUCUUUAUACUGGAGGAAGGAAGGAUCCAUAUAUCCUGUGCUGGGAUCUGCGAAAAACUGUUGAAGUUGUGUACAAGUUAUACAGAUCAUCAGAACAAACCAACCAGCGGAUAUUGUUUGAUAUUGAACCCUUUGGCCGACAUCUUGGCACAGGUGGUCAGGAUGGGUUGGUUCAUAUAUAUGAUCUACAAACUGGACAAUGGACAUCUAGUUUUCAGGCUGCAGCAGACACAGUCAGUGGUUUCUCAUUCCAUCCAUUCCUGCCUAUGGCAGCCUCUUCAUCAGGACAUCGAAGAUUUCAAGUUCCUGAUGAUGGCCAUGAGAAUUUGCUUUUGAAUGAUGAUGAAAACUGCGCCUCAGUGUGGAGUUUCUUCUAUGCUUCUGCAAUGGAAAAUGGUACCGAUGUCCAAGUUGGUGAUUUUAACAGUCAAUCAGAAAGUGAUUUGCACCACCAGGAUUCUUGAGUCCCUCUGCAGUGCCCUGCAGCUGAAAUGGAGACACCUUACUUAAUCUUAUGUCAAACUAAACAGAGACCAUCAUCGUUUACCUAAAUGUUGUACAUUCUUCGUUUCCAUGCAAAACAAGUGAUACUCCAUAGAAAUAUAAGUCUACAUUAUAGAGGCUUCGAUAGAGAUA
Molecule: messenger RNA, 1644 nt
Organism: Jatropha curcas
Lineage: Eukaryota; Viridiplantae; Streptophyta; Magnoliopsida; Malpighiales; Euphorbiaceae
Product: Transducin/WD40 repeat-like superfamily protein
Molecular function (GO): protein binding
Source: RefSeq, a predicted model, not a curated record